CUUCCCCUUCGGAUUUUCCCCCUCCCCCCUUUUCUCCCUUUCCUGCUUCGGUUCCCCCUUUUAUUUCCCUCACCCCCUCCUUCCCAAGCCCCUUUCCCUUCCCCCGCCCUAGUCCCCCUGCUCCUCCGCCCUGGGCCCGGGGGUGGGGGGAAGCCCCCACCGAGAAGAGCCCGCCCCUAGCAGCGUGCCGCCGGCCGUCGGGGCCGAGCCGCAGCGGAGCGGCCGUGGGCCCGGGCGGCGGGCGGAGACGUGGGCACCCUCCCCGCUGCGGCCUGCGCGAGGUUAAUCUUGUUUCUUGUAUGUGAUGCCAUACCAGCACUGGACUCAUGGAGGCUGAGCCUUUGUUCAGUCUUUUUCUUCUGAAAGGGAGGGGACGGAGAAAAGGAAGAAGAAAAAUCCAUCUGAAGCUGUGCGGUGUCCAUAGAAGCUACUGUAUUUUAUUGAAAAACAUGUCUAACAGUAACACUACUCAAGAGACCCUGGAAAUAAUGAAAGAAUCAGAAAAAAAACUGGUGGAAGAAUCUGUAAACAAAAGCAAGUUUAUAUCCAAGACUCCAAGUAAGGAAGAACUUGAAAAAGAAGGUGAAGAUACCAGUUUGCGUCAAGAAACCCAGAGGCGGACAUCCAACCAUGGUCAUGCAAGGAAAAGAACCAAGUCUAAUUCCAAGCUAAAGUUGGUACGAAGCCUGGCAGUGUGUGAGGAGUCUUCUACCCCAUUUGCUGAUGGGCCACUUGAAACGCAGGAUAUAAUUCAGUUGCACAUCAGUUGUCCCUCUGACAAGGAGGAAGAAAAGUCCACUAAGGAUGUUUCUGAAAAAGAAGACAAGGAUAAAAACAAAGAGAAAAUCCCAAGGAAGAUGCUCUCCAGAGACUCCAGCCAAGAAUAUACAGACUCCACUGGAAUAGACCUGCAUGAAUUUAUUGUAAAUACACUGAAAAAGAACCCAAGGGACAGAAUGAUGCUGCUAAAAUUAGAACAGGAGAUUCUGGAAUUUAUUAAUGACAACAAUAACCAGUUCAAGAAGUUCCCUCAGAUGACCUCAUAUCACCGGAUGUUAUUACACCGGGUUGCUGCCUACUUUGGGAUGGACCACAAUGUUGAUCAAACUGGGAAAGCUGUCAUCAUCAACAAAACGAGUAACACAAGAAUUCCUGAGCAGAGGUUCUCAGAACAUAUAAAGGAUGAGAAGAAUGCAGAAUUUCAACAGAGGUUCAUUCUGAAAAGAGACGAUGCCAGUAUGGACCGAGAUGAUAACCAGAUCAGAGUUCCAUUACAGGAUGGAAGGAGGAGCAAGUCAAUAGAAGAGAGAGAGGAGGAAUAUCAAAGGGCCCGAGAGAGAAUAUUUGCCCGAGAGACUGGCCAGAACGGAUAUCUAAAUGACAUCAGACUCUCCAAAGACGCCUUUUCUUCUAGCUCUCACAAGAGAAGGCAGAUUUUUAGGGGGAAUCGUGAGGGGUUGAGUCGCACCUCAAGCAGCCGCCAGAGCAGCACAGACAGCGAACUCAAAUCCCUGGAGCCACGGCCUUGGAGCAGCACAGAUUCAGAUGGGUCUGUCCGGAGCAUGCGACCCCCAGUCACCAAAGCCAGCAGCUUCAGCGGAAUCUCUAUCCUGACCCGAGGUGACAGCAUUGGCAGCAGCAAAGGUGGCAAUGCGGGAAGGAUCUCCAGGCCAGGUAUGGCACUAGGUGCCCCAGAAGUGUGCAACCAGGUCUCAUCCCAGGCUGUCCGGGGCCUUCUGCCUUGUACUGUCCAGCAGCAGCAGCAACAACAGCAGCAACAGCAACUUCCUGCUCUCCCACCCACGCCUCAGCAUCAACCACCCUUGAAUAAUCACAUGAUCUCACAGCCAGUCCCAGCUCUGCAGCCCUCUCCGCAGCCUGUUCCGUUCUCUCCAAGCUCCUGUCCCCAAGUCCUUCUGCCAGUCUCUCCGCCCCAGCAGUACAACAUGGCAGAUGACCUCAGCAACCCCUUUGGACAAAUGAGCCUCAGUCGUCAAAGUUCUACUGAAGCAGCUGACCCUUCCUCAGCUCUAUUCCAGCCCCCACUUCUCUCCCAGCACCCUCAGCAGACUAGCUUCAUCAUGGCUUCCACAGCACAGCCCCACCCCACUUCCAAUUAUUCCACCUCUAGCCAUGUACCACCUACUCAGCAAGUCCUGCCACCCCAGGGCUACAUGCAGCCUGCUCAACAGAUCCAGGUUUCUUACUACCCUUCUGGACAGUAUCCCAACUCCAAUCAGCAAUACCGAUCUGUCUCUCACCCGGUGGCCUACAGCCCCCAGCGUGGUCAGCAGCUGCCUCAGCCAUCCCAGCAGCCUGGUUUACAGCCCAUGAUGCCUAACCAGCAGCAGGCAACUUACCAAGGCAUGAUUGGGGUCCAGCAACCCCAGAACCAGGCGCUACUCAACAACCAGAGGAGCAGCAUUGGGGGCCAGAUGCAAGGCCUGGUGGUUCAGUACACUCCACUGCCUUCUUACCAAGUCCCAGUGGGUAAUGACUCACAAAAUGUGGUUCAGCCGCCUUUCCAGCAACCCAUGCUGGUCCCUGCGAGCCAGUCUGUGCAAGGAAGUCUCCCAGCCGGGGGUGUACCUGUGUACUACAGCAUGAUGCCACCUGCUCAGCAGAAUGGUACGAGCCCUCCUGUGGGGUUCCUGCACCCGCCAGGCUCUGAGCAGUACCAGAUGUCUCCGUCUCCCUCUCCAUGCAGUCCACCGCAGAUGGCACAACAGUACUCAGGAGUGUCGCCUUCUGGACCUGGUGUGGUGGUCAUGCAGCUGAAUGUCCCAAAUGGACCCCAGGUGCCCCAGAAUCCAUCCAUGGUGCAGUGGAAUCACUGUAAAUAUUACAGCAUGGAGCAGCGCAACCAGAAGCCUGGAGACCUGUACACUCCUGACAGUAGUCCCCAGGCCAGCACCCAGCUGAGCAGCAGCCCCGGCACCUCUCCCACCCAGUCGCCAGCACCCUCUCCUGUCACCAGCCUCAGCAGCGUCUGCACAGGCCUCAGUCCUCUGCCUGUCCUCACACAGUUCCCCCGGCCUGGAGGGCCCGCACAGGGUGACGGACGUUACUCCCUCUUGGGCCAGCCAUUACAGUACAAUCUGUCCAUCUGCCCUCCCUUGCUCCAUAGCCAAUCAACUUACACGGUGCACCAGGGACAAAGUGGAUUGAAGCAUGGAAACCGGGGCAAAAGACAAGCACUCAAAUCUGCCUCCACUGACCUGGGGACCACAGAUGUUGUCCUGGGGCGGGUCCUGGAGGUGACAGAUCUCCCUGAGGGCAUCACUCGUACCGAAGCGGACAAACUAUUCACUCAGCUUGCAAUGUCUGGCGCCAAGAUACAGUGGCUCAAGGACACUCAGGGGCUGCCUGGUGGGGGCAGUGGGGAUAGUGGUGGGACUGCCGAGAAUGGCCGCCACUCGGACCUUGCCGCCUUGUACACCAUCGUGGCUGUAUUCCCCAGCCCCCUGGCUGCCCAGAACGCCUCUCUUCGCCUGAACAACUCCGUCAGUCGCUUCAAACUUCGAGUGGCCAAAAAGAAUUAUGACCUGAGGAUCCUGGAACGAGCCAGCUCCCAAUAAAUGAACACAGGGUUGGGAGGGGGGUGGUGGGCGCAACAGGGGUGGGGCAGGAUCCUUACA
This is a messenger RNA of Ochotona princeps (American pika), 3638 nucleotides long. It is a transcript of the gene R3HDM2, whose product is annotated as R3H domain containing 2. Lineage: Eukaryota; Metazoa; Chordata; Mammalia; Lagomorpha; Ochotonidae. The coding region runs from base 327 to 3578 and encodes 1083 amino acids. Gene Ontology annotation, molecular function: nucleic acid binding. The record is from RefSeq and is a predicted model, not a curated record. The transcript has 27 exons.